AUGUCUUCUCGAUUCCGUACUCUCAUCACAAACGCCACUCAACUCGUAUGCGUUUCAUUCAAUAAAAACGUUACUCUCCUGAAAGGAGCCGAACAAAACACCAUUGAGAUUAUUUCAAAUGGAGCCAUGAUUAUUGGACAUGAUGGUAAUAUUGCUCAUCUCGGAACCACUCAAGAAAUUCAACAAAUUAUUUCUCGAAUGAUUUCAUCAUCAAAUAAUAAUAAUAAUAAUGAGAAUAAUACGACUUGUUCACUCUCAGAUCUCUUUGAAACCAUUCUUGAUUGUACCGGAAAGAGUGUUAUUCCAGGCUUGGUGGACUCUCAUACUCAUCCCGUAUGGAGUGGAGAUCGUUGUCAUGAAUUUGUUUUGAAAUUACAAGGAGCCACCUAUAUGGACAUCCAUAAGAUGGGAGGAGGAAUUGGUUUUACAGUAAAACACACUCGUGAAUCAUCGGAAGAGGAUUUAUUGAAUUUACUCAUUCAGAGAGGUCGUAAAAUGUUGCGCAAUGGUACCACGUUGAUGGAAGGAAAAUCUGGAUAUGGACUUGAAACAGAAACGGAAGUGAAAAUGUUGAAAGUAUUACACCAAGCCAAUAAGAAACAUGUGGAAUUGGGUCUGCCAGAAAUUGUUUCAAAUUAUUUGGGAGCUCACUCGGUUCCCAAGACCACGAAUUUGCAAGAUUAUACUCGACAAAUUUUAGAAGAACAAAUUCCAGCACUUGCUGAAAUGAUUGAGAAGGAUGAAAUUGGACCAAGUUUGAUUGAUGUUUUUCAUGAAAAGGGAGUGUUUGAAACUGAAGAGACGAGACGUGUUCUUUCUGCAGGAAAAGAAAAAUUGAGACUUGCCAUUAAUUUUCAUGGAGAUGAAUUGAACCCAAUGGGAAGUGCAGAGUUGGCCUAUGAAUUGGAUGCAUUGGCUGUGUCUCAUUGUGAACAUGUGAGUGAUAAGGGUAUUGAAUUGAUGGCUGAAAAGAAUAUUUGUGCUACAUUGCUUCCAACAACAGCUUACAUUUUGAGAAUUGCAUAUCCACCAGCAAGAAAGAUGAUUGAAAAGGGAGUACCUGUUGUCUUGUCCACCGAUUUUAAUCCAAAUGCUCAUUGCAUGUCUUUGCCUUUUGUGAUGAAUUUAAGUUGUGUGAACAUGAGAAUGACCUUAAAUGAGGCGCUUGUGGCUUGUACGUUGAAUGCAGCUGCAUCAAUUGGUAAGGCAAGUACACAUGGUAGUUUGGCUGUGGGAAAGAAAGGAGAUUGUGUUAUUAUUAACCAUCCAAAUUGGGAACAUUUAAUUUAUGAAUUGUGUGACUCACCAAUCUUACACGUCAUUAUGAAUGGAAAAGUUGUCUACACAAACCAACAACUUUAG
Messenger RNA from Naegleria fowleri, 1362 nucleotides. RefSeq lists its product as uncharacterized. Gene Ontology annotation, cellular component: cytoplasm. Lineage: Eukaryota; Heterolobosea; Eutetramitea; Acrasida; Naegleriidae. Gene Ontology annotation, molecular function: imidazolonepropionase activity. The record is from RefSeq and is a predicted model, not a curated record. The transcript has a single exon. Bases 1 to 1362 code for a protein of 453 amino acids.